AUGCUCCUGAGAUGGAGAGGCUACCCUAAUAUCCGAAGAGUAUCGCGAGAAGGUAGUCAUUCCGAAAGCGAGCAGGAGACAAGAGACCACAUUCACGACCAAGAUGAUAGCGAAGCAAUCCCAGAAUGCCAGCCCAUAACAACCCCGACCAUGCUUGUAUUUACCGUAGUAACUCUAUGUCCGAGGACUUUGGUCGCCUUUUUGGGAGGUCUUCUGUCACCGCUUUUGGAGUCACUUGCACCCAAUCUUUUCUCGCCUAGUUAUCAAAGAACUAAAGAUGCCGCUGACCACCGAUCAACGCAAUGGUGGUCGAAGAAGUAUACCGAACUAAGCAGGCCUUCGAUUGGAGACAUGUGCUAUUUGAGCCACCAAAGAGGUGAACUGAAUCCCUUACUCGGGAAUCAAAUCGACUUCGAUCCAAGAGAACGCACCCUCGCAGGCCGCCUGUCGACAUCACCAUUACUCCUAGACCUCCGAAGCGAAGCUCUCUUUGGUCACUUUGAAGAUGAAAUAAAAUUGAAGACGAAAUUCAAGAUGAUGGAGAGAUGGGGUGAGGAAGAUGCUGAGAAUCAACAAGCAGGGGAAGCAGACGGUGGAGAUGGUAUACUAGAGGUAGCGAAAUCGUUAGCCGAUAGCGGUAGACAAUCUUGCCCCUUAACGAAGCACCGUGAUAGCGGAAUUCUAAAGGAUUCUGAACAGGCAUGUCGAAAGAAUUCCGCAAAGUCAACGUCUAAGAGCGGGUUGGUAUCAGCAGAAGAAGGCUCUACAAUUGUUGAAGGUCAACUAGAGAGUAUUGGUGAGACCGGAAAGUGUGAUUUUAAUGGACAGCAAAACUACUUGAAGAUGACCAAUGUUGGGAUGUGUUUGACAGAUAUGAUCAUGAAUAUGUAA
Molecule: messenger RNA, 891 nt
Organism: Lindgomyces ingoldianus
Lineage: Eukaryota; Fungi; Ascomycota; Dothideomycetes; Pleosporales; Lindgomycetaceae
Exons: 12
Coding region: 1-891 (296 amino acids)
Source: RefSeq, a predicted model, not a curated record